Molecule: messenger RNA, 5209 nt
Organism: Porites evermanni
Lineage: Eukaryota; Metazoa; Cnidaria; Anthozoa; Scleractinia; Poritidae
Source: the annotation of a GenBank genome assembly
AUGGGGUCUUGUAUGAGCUUGAUAUGCCAGUGUCACUUGUGUCGCUGCUGUGAAUGUGGCCCAGGCUGUUAUUGUUGUCGCUGUUGUAAGCGGUGGUUUGGCGACUGGUGGAUGUGCAGCGACUGCUGCGAUGAAUUUGAGGAUGAAGAAUAUUCUCCUGUAAAUCCGAAGACGGCUGGCAAAGGACCGCCUGAAGAUGGGGAAGGCAUGUAUAAAUACCCAAAUGGAGACGUUUAUGUGGGCGAAUGGCGGCGAGGAAAAAGACACGGAUAUGGUGAACUCGUCAAAAAAGAUGGCACACAGUAAGUUAAGCUUUUAUCCGACCCUUAUCCAGCCUUUUAAUUUAAGCUCGUUUACUGUUAUCAAGAGAGGAUAUAUCAUAGAUUUCCAUAUCUUGACAGAUGCCGCAAAAUUUUCAUGUUUCCAAUCAGAGCAUCUGAAGAACCUAUCAGAAUUCCCAUCACAUAUGUCCCGCUCAGCCAAGAUAUAAUAAUUAUUAUUUUAAAAAACAACAACUUAAAAAUUUAAAAAAUCGUUGCUCUCCCAGGUUCUGGCGAUUUAACGUCAUUGUUAACCAAAAUUUCUAUCAACCCACUACUUACAGUUUAUCAACUGAGUCUUACAAUCGAAAAACUGAUGGAGUUGCGUCCGAAAGUUUGAAUCUAAAAACCUGUCAACCCUAGCUAAAAAGAAGAAGUAAAUACUUAAAUCGAAAACUUGUACCUAAUAUUCUCUUCAGCGAAAAGUAGUGUGAAAAUUGAAAUAAGUACUGUAUAAAGAAAAACUGAUCAGUAGAAUUUUGAAAUAUUGGGCUCUAGCUGCUUAACACAAAUUUAUUCAGUCGGCAGUUUUAAACAACUAUUUGUAUUGAACACGAGUGUUGAGAUCAGAGGCAACGGAAUUCUAUAUUCCGCCCAUCCUGGUGUUUCUAAAAGGUGUUCAAGCAGUACACUUGCCGUUGUUCAAGAUGUUUCGGACACAAAUUUAAAUCGAGUAAUUAACUGCAUUCGCCCAUCAAAUUCAACGUAUUUCGAAUGAAGUUGUUUUUUCUUUUAUUCGUUGUUUAUGCGUAGAGCAAGCUUUAAUCGCCACGGGGUUACUAAAUGAACCUUCUAUAAAUAAAUGUCUCCAAAACUGCAUUUGAUUUAAAACAUUAACGAUGUGCGGACAUUUUGCUUUGUUCUUUAACUCGAAGAUCGCUUCACUUUACUGGAAUAGUGAAGCCAUAAAGAUGAAAUAGAAAAAAAAGAAACUUACUGGAAGAUAUUAGCGUAUUUUUUCAUAGUUGUUCGGGUGACUGUCUGGCCCUAAAUUUAUUGGGAGCAUGCCCAAAAUAUCAGAUUUACUCCUUUUCAAUUUGAGGAUUUAAAUUAUUUCUUGUUAAGAAAGAAAACACUAAAUUGAAUGAAGCUCACAGAAAAAUGUUUUUGUUGGAGGAACAAGACUUUAUCUAAUCUCGACGGAAAUUGUCGAUUAUUAAUCGACCAAUAUUCAUGUAUUCCCUGGAUAUUCAGAUCACAACGAGAAUUUGCAAUUCAAGUCGUUCAUAUGUAGGUCUCGCUUUACGUAAGCUCCGAACGGUUUUAUAUCUCAUUAAAGCCCAUGAAGAACGCAGAAACUUUUUAAAACUAUUUGUUCGUUCUAAAAGCCACCGUCAUAUAAACAUGAAGUAAAUAACUGAGAAAUUGAUCAACUUCUAGAGCGUUCUAGCCAUACGCAAUUGAAAAGUCCAAGCCCGAGCCUUAGUCAUGUUACAGCAUUAUAAAAAUCGAGAAUUAUCUGAUGGUUUAUUUUAGUUCCUUGAAAGUAACUGUCUCAUAUUUCAGUGGAUAUUAUUUGGCCAAGAUCAAGAGGGAAUGAAAACGUCAACGGAAAGCUUUGGAAAAUAAUGUUGAGUAAUCUAUACGGCAUUGCACCACAGUCUUUCAGCAACUGAGAGUGCCUAAAACUUAAAAAAACUAAAAACACAAAUUCUAUUUUGUAAAAUAAUUGAAGAACUGAAUCUUCGUGCAAAAGCAUUUUCUGCUCCCGCAGCCCCAGCCACCACUUUGUGUUGCCAUAACCAUGGCAACACAGAAUCUUCAUUUAUAUUUUUUAAUUAAAUAGUUGAUUUUUUCUACGGUGACCAAUCUUUGGCUUUUCACUUUUUGAGGUUUGUACAUUUGUCAUGAGGUUGACUCGAUAUUUACAAAACUAAAUAAACAAAGCAUGUGUAAUCGCUAAAAGCAUAUAAGUGGAAUAAAAAAGAAAAGGAUCCUAUUACACGAGGAACGUCAGUUCUUAUUAGUUUUACGGACGCUUUAUGUUCAACAUCAGUUUUACCAACUGUGACAAGCUUUUAUCGUUGUCAUUUCGGUGUCAUGAAAAUCUGUUGGACUCUAUGUAAUCAUGCUGUUGUUCAUCUUCUUAAAGUAAUUAAACAUCUUUGUAGUACGGAAAAAUUAUAAUAUUCUAGAUUUGUUUAGGCCUACCGCUGUGACUACUCCAAUAGUCCUCUUAUUCGUGUAUCUAAAAAAUCACAGAUCAAUACAUUUAUUUUUGAAAUUUGUCUGGAGGAUUCUGAAGUUCAAAAUGUUGAUAUUGACGGAUAUUGAUAAUUCUUGUAUGGUCUUCUGAAAUGAAUUCGAUCAAUUUAAGUUUCCGACGAGCAGUACGUGUACGCCAACCACGCCUUCAUUGAAGACUAUCUUAGUAUUGCAAUUGCCGUCAAGUAAAAACGAAUCACCUCAAUAGCAUGGUGUCGUUUAGGACAAAGGAGAGAUUAUAUUCAUUCAGAGUAAUUUAUUUCGCAACCUUCCCAGACGGACACCUCGCUAAGAUGGUGGACACCUAGAGUUAGUCCCUACCUUUCUUUACUGGCUUAGUUCUCUAUAAGACGGACAUCUCUCUGAGAACGACACAUAGUGCUGUCCCAAAGGUGCACGUUUUAGAGGGAGUUGACUUUACUGCAAUUAAUUGAUUCAGAAGUAGUAUGCCUCUCGCUAUCCACAGAUGCGUGUAGUGCUAUCGUGAUAACUUAUCCUCCUCGGUCUUAGAAAUUGCCCCGACGGUAACGAAAAGAAUAUUAUCUUAAGUUGAAAGACCAGUUUAAUUAGAGAGGGAUUGCGUAGAAAGACCGAAAUAACUGUGUUUAAUGUAUUUAGACAUCACAGUUAAAUGAGUAGUGUUACUGCAUGGUUGGCCUUGGGCGCUCGCAGCUUGCUUUUGAACUCCACGUUAGCAAGAGAGUGACCUUCUUUGUCCGCUCCCCACUCUCCCCACCCUAAGCACAAUUUUCCUGCGCCUACACUUCUUUGUGAUGUUGACUUAUCUUAUUUGCUCAAGCGUUUAGAAUUUUUUCAUAGAUUUUUAAAAUAAGAACCUGUUUCAAAUUUUAGGCCAAACAGGUUCUUUUAUAGAGGGGGCUUAACUGGCAAAUUUCAGCCCAACAGGUUCUUAAAAUUCAGGUUCUUAGUUACGGGGUUUUACUGUACGGUUUUCUUUCCUACCGCAUCCUGUGCCAAGAUUCAGCUGGCGAACACGCGUCCCGACUAGCGGUCAAAUCCUGUAUCCCGUAUCCCGUGAAGAAAAAAGUCCUUCCAGACCCUUAAAGUUCAUUUUAAUACUUUUUAUUCCCUAGGACAGUUGGAUUCUUCUACGAUGACGAAUAUGUUGGUGAAAAACCAGACGAAAGACUCAAGAGAAGCCCUGUGACGUCGCGGCCAUUUAGCAAGAGUCAAUCUAGUUACACUAACGAUACAGAGUAUGUAGCAUCAGUUUUGUUUGGUCACGUUUAGGCAUUUUUGUCAAGUGAUAUACUAAACUCAUCAAUAAGUUUUAAAAGGCUAUUUUGGUUCCCUGGGGAUGAAUUUAUUUAUGAUUUUUUCGAUAUACAAGGAUACUCGUCGACGAGACGCUAGAGCCUUGGUUUUUACUUGCCCGAUUGUGGCGUAUUCGAGAAAGACUGCGCAUGAAUCUUUGUUGAGCAUGUGCCCUUGUUGCUUAAGCUUGUUGCUGGGAUACAGUCUAGAACCCAGGCCGUGAUAGCCGUGCGCUUGGUACAGCGGGCCCAUUAAUGACUAUCGCUUAAUCAAUAAACGGAUACUUGCGCUCAGAAAACCGUGGCCAGCUUGACGACAGAGAACAAGAUUGAAUAGUCCAGAAGUUCGGACUUCGGUGACAUCAAAAGACUUGACGCCAGUCAAGUACAGCAUCGUUUUCACCUCCUCACGCAAGAAGACAGAUUCAGAGUAGUGGCUGUUCCAGGCUCCGAGAUAGUCGAGACCGCGAAAUUGAGAAAGCGCGAAGGCCACCGCCGCUUUUUCCCAGAUUGCGGGCUCAUAUUUUUGGGCGCCUUUCACUUACGCGUCAUCCCUACUAUCUGAGAGCCUGGAAAAGGCUAGAUUCAGAGCUGAUAGGGGUCUCCUUUACCCCUGCCUGCGAGGAAGUUGGUUCGGAGGGUUGAGGGCGGAGGGGGGUCAUGCUUGCAGUUAUCCCGGAGGUUCUCCAAGGUAGGCGGUCAGCGCAAAAACUGAUUGGGCUCGAUAAUUUAAUUUCACAUCUAGGGUGGAAGUGGUAUCAUUUUCUCUCUUAGUGCAACCUUGAUCGUGCAAACGCGUCAUGCGUGAUCGCUGCAGUGAAGCUUCUGACAACGCCAAGCAUUGUAUUUACAAUUGCCUUUUUAUUUUGUUAGGGGUACAAGAAAAGAGGACCAAGCAGCUAUUGAGCUGGCGUGGAAAGAGGAGAAGCAACGCAUCAAGUCAGAAGGAAACGGAGGACAAUCUUACUCCACCAUUGACAAUGGUCACAAUUGACCGGUUCUUAGCUUCUACGUAUGAUAUAAUCCAUAAUACGCCUGAACGAGACAUUUUUACUAAAUCUCCGGGAGAAUACUCAAAUUAAUUUCAUUUGUUAAUGAGUAAGAAUGACCAUUUUACAUUAGUCGGCUUUGUUCGUCUGGUUAGCAAUCUACUGAAGUUUACUUACAGCUGUUCAUAGGCUGUUAAAAGUGGAAAAAUAACGACUGUAAAGGAGGUUUAACAACGUGCUGUAUUGUUUAUAAAUUAACUUAAGAUAUUUUACGCUAAAACUUUUGGGCCAAAGUGCCAGGAUAGUGUCUCUUCUAAGUAUCGGUAUUCUGGCUUUCGCCGUAAUUGUUAGAUCAACGAGCGGGUUUUUCUAGUCGUUGAAACUGUAUUGAGAAAGAAAAGCCGUUUUAUUCCAUUGGAUU